Messenger RNA from Candidula unifasciata, 501 nucleotides. NCBI's taxonomy places the organism in Eukaryota, Metazoa, Mollusca, Gastropoda, Stylommatophora, Geomitridae. The record is from the annotation of a GenBank genome assembly.
AUGUCCAGGGAAGAUACUGAUGACCAGUCAUUUGACCAGGAGAGAUCCAUAUCGGGGUCAUCCCGUGUACUUAAAAGACAAUCUUCAGUUGACGAGCCAUCUCCUGUUUUUUCAUAUGGCCAAAGCCAAAAAUCGCGACCACUUUUGGGUCAGAUGGGGUCACGAUUAAGAAGCAGAGAAUUGUCAAGUUCAUCCAACCUGGCAUAUUCUUCACAGUCAUCUGUGGAAAAUCAAGCCAUCAGCCCUCACAGUAUUGACACAGAGAUUGCUCGAAGCUUGUUAGAUCUGUCCCAGCCCCGAAGAUCUGAGUCCAGGGAAAUCGUGGAUGAGGAUGCCCGGAGACACGCAUUGACCCACCUCCAGUCGCUGAUCACUCAGCUGAUGGCACAGAAGAAACCCUUGUCGGGCCUCAACCUAGGGGGAGAUAGUACCAGCCCCAGCACUCCGCUGAACACUGGGAGACUGAUGGCUUUAUCUCUUGGGCAACCUGGGAGUGGAGGG